AUGUCCAACCGAACGUUCAACCGUCUGUGGACCAGUUCACAAAAGGAUCUGGAAAAGCUAGCGGUCAACGAUUUCGAAUACCAGGCUAUUGAGGCGCAGCACGAUCGCACCGAAAUCCAGGGCCAGGUGUACGAACUGUACCUGCGGUAUAUUGUGAUUGCCAAUAAGUUGGAGGAAAUUUACGAUCAAAUUGUUCAGCCUCAGAAGCGGAUUCUGAUACGGAAGCUGCUGGACAAUGUCCUGGGACGGGUGCUCGAGUUGAAGCAUGAUUUGGUAAUCAUUGAUAUGAUGGAGUUUAGCUACAACGACACUGUGGUGGAGAAGCUGAGCCUGACUCCGCUCAGUAUGGAGCUCACUGUGCCGAAAUACUUCCGAAGGGAGAAGGAAGAGAUGCUGAACGAGCGGAGGAAGUUUAUGGAUGAUAUAUUGCGGCGAAUUGGUGCUCUGGAUGAGGAAAUUGUUGAGGAGGAAUGGUCCGAAUUGGACGCUAUUAAAAUCAUUCAGACUCAUGAACGAGCCCGACAGGGACGGUUGAGAGCUCAGUUCAUGAAGGAAUUAAAACUGCUGAAGGAGAAAGGUAAGCCGGACAGUAGCCGGGAUAAGUCUUCAACGGGACUGAAUGCCGCAAUGAAAAUUCAAAAAGUUUGGAGAGGUUAUGCGACUAGACGACAGACCCGACGGAGGAAGAUGGAAGAAAUGAUCCUGAUCGGAAUGAUACCACCUCAGGUCACUACAACGCGAACAGCGGUUGAUGAAUUGGACGAAGCAAAAUUGAUCCGAUACAAGCAGCAGAAGGAUUUCCAAGAUGAAUACGAAAACUCGCUGGUUCGCGUGAAAGAUGAAAUUUACUCCAAGCAGGGAGCUGCUAUGAAAGAGGACAUUGCCGAUGAAAUCCGCACCUGGUUCAAGGAGUAUCAGAAACGGACCGGACGUUUGCCGGAUUUUCCCUCGGAGGAGGCCGGUGGUUCCCGCCAUCUGUUGAGCCGUCAGGCCACGGAAAGUGAGAUGAGCCGGUCAUCCGUGAUGUCCUCUCGGGAGAGUAAAUUGAAGUCCUCCAAGGACCCCAAGUUGCAACAGAAGAGACCUGGGGAGGUUUCGCUCGAGGAAGGAUUGGAUAAAGCAUUCAAACCGAUGCAAUCCUCGUUUCUUCCGGAGAUUAAGAAUGGCAUUGACGAGUACAUCGAAAUUUGGAAGGGCAAAGACGAAUCACAUAACCUUCGACAGACGUACUACGACGAUAUGAUUUUCGAGGAAAAGUUCGCCGACGUUGAGACGGAACUGAGAAGAAUCGUGGAUGACAUAAUGCGACAAGAGUUGGACCUGCUGCAGAUUGCGUUGGAUAGAGACCGAGCCCAGAAAGGAAAGAAAACCAAGAAGGGCAGUAAGAAGGCACGUCGCAGUGGUAAGAAGGGCAAAAAGAAACGCGAGAAAGAUUUAACCCCAGAUCGCACGACGGAGUCUCUGUUUGAGGAGUUGCUAACGAAUGGUAUAAUCAAGAAGUUUUCGGAAACUCCGAUUGAGUCCUAUGUGGGGGAUUUGAGCUACGCUGCCCGAAGCGCUCUGAAUCCUUCACCGGGAGAUGUUCGUCAUCUCAUCAAACAGUACUGCAUCCUUCCACUGGGUUCUGAAACCAUCCGUAAUUUUGGACCGUGCAUCAAAUCCCUGCUCAUAGCCGGUCCAAAGGGUUCAGGAAAGACCUCUCUAGUCCAUGCAAUCUGCACCGAAACGGGAUCGGUUCUGUUCGACAUUUCACCGGCCAACAUUGCCGGUAAGUAUCCAGGUAAAUCGGGUCUGAUCAUGUUGAUGCACUUGGUAUCGAAGGUUUCUCGGCUGCUUCAGCCAUCGGUCAUCUAUUUUGGGGACGCCGAGAAGCCUUUUAUGAAGAAAGUUCCAAAAACAGACCGCACCGAUCCAAAGCGUUUGAAGAAGGAUUUGCCCAAGCUGGUGAAGAACAUCAAUGCGGAGGAUAGAAUCAUGCUGAUUGGCACAUCCAACUGUCCCUGGGAGGCGGACAUGAAGCUGAUGGUACAGACGUACCAGCGGUUUGUCUACAUUCCUCGGCCGGAUUACGGUGCGCUAUCGUACGCCUGGAAGGAAAUGUUGAGCCACUAUAGCGGUGUUCCACGGCAGUUCGAUACGGGCGCAAUGGCGAAAAUUUCCGACGGUUACACGAUAGGUUCGGUAGCAAAGUGUAUUCGGGAGGUAAUCACGUGCAAACGGAUGCUGCAGCUCAGGACGCAACCGUUGACGCAUUUGGAGCUGAUCAAUGCUUUGAGCGCACUGGAACCGGUGUACAAGGAGGAAGAGGAAGCUUUCAUGUACUGGUGGUGCAAGACUCCUCUCGGCCGGCGUCGGUCGAAGCAAAUGGAAAUGGAGCACGAGGCUCGGAUGGAAAUCGAGAACAUUAUGCUUCUUUCGCUGACUGCUGGUGGCGUUGGCCUGAAUCUCGUGGGUGCUAAUCACAUGCUGCUGUUGGAUCUGCACUGGAAUCCCCAGCUGGAAGCGCAGGCUCAGGAUCGUGUGUACAGAGUUGGCCAGAAGAAGGCCGUUUACGUGUGGAAGUUCAUGUGCAUCGACACGGUGGAGCAAGCGAUUCGGAUGCUGCAGCAAAAGAAGAUCGAAAUCGCCAAUGAAGUACUUACCGGCACCAAGCAAACGGGAAGCAAACUCACAAUCGACGAUCUCAAGACACUGUUUGGGCUGUAGGUAAGCUGAAGAAGAAGCAGCAGCAGCAGCAGUCAAGUGGGUCGGAUCUGUGAUAUCGGGGUUUAUGUCAAGAAGAUUUUUCGUUCGUGUCCGUUCUUCCGAUGUUCAGGUCGCCGUCAGUCGGCCGUAGCAGUAUGUGUAGAUGUUAGAAACUUGUCAUUAAUGAAAUAAAUAGAGGUUUUUUUGCCGCACAU
Molecule: messenger RNA, 2900 nt
Organism: Ochlerotatus camptorhynchus
Lineage: Eukaryota; Metazoa; Arthropoda; Insecta; Diptera; Culicidae
Product: dynein regulatory complex protein 11
Exons: 4
Coding region: 1-2706 (901 amino acids)
Molecular function (GO): ATP binding; protein binding; ATP hydrolysis activity
Source: RefSeq, a predicted model, not a curated record